AUGGCCGUGAGCAAGGAGACGCUGAUCUACUCGUACGUGUUCACCUUCGCCGUCCUCCUGGCGGUGAUGACCAACACCUGCCAGUACUUCGCCAGGCAUCCCCCGCGGAAGGACACGUGGUGGGGCUGCAACGGCCCGCUGGUCUUGCUGUCCCUGGCCACGCUCUUCCUCCUUGUCGCGCCCCUGAAGAACCUCGUGGUGAACGUGUGCAUGCAGUCCUUCCGCCAGAACGGCUACGAUAACACCAUCGAGGCGGCUCUGGACUUUGCCUACUGGCCGUGCUUCAAGCACGUGCAGGCGUACACGGUCGUGGCGUACGUCCUCAUGAUCUGGGGCACGGCGAUGCAGGUAGACAUCUUCAGCAAGUUCAGGGAGGGGUUUCCACGGGGCCCGCUGGAGCGACGAAUUCCCGCGGCCGGGCCUAAGACCAUCCCCACUGCAGCCGCCGCGCUGGCGGCCGAGCCGCCUGCUGGGCAGGCACCCGGCGGCAUCCUGCGAGGCAGGGACGGCGAUCGCUUCGACCAUGGGCAGGAUGAGACGCGGGGUGGCCGCGAGGAAAAGAGGCGGAGCAGCGGCGCGAGCAGGGCAGAUGGGCGGGCGGGCGGAGAACGGCAGAAGUACGUCGUGGCACCUUCCCCGCUGGUGGUGCGAGAUGGCGAGGUCUCUGCUGUCUUUAUCGCGUCGAAGCUGCGCGCGGGUUCUUUCUGGUUUGCGCGGCCUGCGAAGGGUCGCUCCAGCGCCGCGGCAGCCGCGCGCGCUCUCGGCACCGCCAUUGCGAGGCGCGCCUCUGGAUGCGUUUCUUGGCCGCUGGAGGUCUUUGCGGCGCUGCGCCCAGAAAAGUCCCCGACCGCGCUUCGACGGCAGACGCUCGACUGGCCGCCAUUGCGCGUCGCACAGCAUAAGGCAGAGCUCAUGAAGGUCAUGGAGAGGUUCGGCGUGGAUCCGACUCUGCCGCGCGAUGGGCAAAUGACCAAGCAGCCUUCCCCCGCCAUGAUCGAUGCCGUGGCCGAGCCCCUGAACUCCACGGUGUACUGGCUGGCCGCCCAGCCGGCCGUCCACGGCGCGCUGGUGGGCCUGGCGGCCACCUCCGGGGUGAGGGCCAUCUCGGGUGCCGCGCUCGGCCAGGACGAGGUCGCGCCGGAGGUGCUGCUGUCCCUCCUUCUGUCCCUCCUCUUCGGCUUUCUCUCCUUCCUGGUCUUCGUGCCCAAGGCCCGCCUCGCGCUGUGGUCCAACUGGUAUCCAGUGGCCUGCGGCCCAUCCCGCCACCCCGAAUGUGUAU
Molecule: messenger RNA, 1279 nt
Organism: Prorocentrum cordatum
Lineage: Eukaryota; Dinophyceae; Prorocentrales; Prorocentraceae
Source: the annotation of a GenBank genome assembly